AUGAAAUAAUCACUUUAAUCAAUUCUAUAAACUAAAUCCUAGUAUGAUUUUAUAACUGGAAUCAUGGAUAAUCAAUAAGAAGACAUUAAAUCAAAAACAACUUACAAAACUCAAUUUAAAUUUAAUAAAUCUAAAUCUCCUUUCUCCAUUACUCCUAAAACAUAACCAUCUAAACUUAAAAAAAGACCUAUUUAUUUAAGAUUUAUCAAUCACUCUACUCAUUAAAAAGAAACCAAUAAUUUAAUUUUUCUUAAAACUCUCUUUAAAGAUUUCUAAUAACCAUAAAUGUCUAAAACUAAUUAUUCAACUUGGUCAACAUCACAUAAAUAAACUAUAUAAUCUAAUUAUAUUCCUCCUAUUAAAAAAAACUACUUAUUGAUCAAAACACCAGAUAAUAAUUAACCUCCAGUUGGAUACUAUAAUCCUACUAUCCCAAAAAAAGUUAGGGGUUCUGUUAAAUUGUUUUCUUAAAACACAUCAUAACAAUCAUUAUCUCUCAAUAUAUUAUUAAACUAAAAUGAAAAACAAGUGUCUCUCUUAUAAAAAGAAGAAUUCAUUAAAGUACCUGAAGCUAAAAUGUAGAAGUAUUAUGAUUUUGAAAAAAAGAAAUUGAUGUCGAAAUCAAGCUUUUAACUUCCUCUUAAAGACUUAAAUGAAAACCCUUUCACUAAAUAAUGGUCAAUAUUUUUAGCUUAUAAAAAUAAAUUUAAAUUAUUAAGAGAUCACAAAUAUGAAGAUUCACUUAAAUGA
Paramecium sonneborni is the source of this 750-nucleotide messenger RNA. NCBI's taxonomy places the organism in Eukaryota, Ciliophora, Oligohymenophorea, Peniculida, Parameciidae. The record is from the annotation of a GenBank genome assembly.